Messenger RNA from Lentinula edodes (shiitake mushroom), 328 nucleotides. RefSeq lists its product as uncharacterized. The record is from RefSeq and is a predicted model, not a curated record. Lineage: Eukaryota; Fungi; Basidiomycota; Agaricomycetes; Agaricales; Omphalotaceae. The transcript has 3 exons. Bases 81 to 266 code for a protein of 61 amino acids.
GAGGGGAGAAAGAAACCAGGUCCUCAAGAGGCAAUGAUCUUAUAUCUGAGGCGUGGAAAAGGUGUUUGUUAGAACUCUAAAUGGAUAGAAAAACCCACCGUCGCCGGACGAUACACUCCCAGAGAAAAGAACGACUGCCACCCACACGGACAAAUUCGCCUAACAACUCUCACAAACGGAUGGCAACACAAGCAACACGACAUCAGGAUUUGCCCACGCCUACGUCCUGCGAUCUGGCCAGAUACAGGACAAGUCCUUCGCAUUGAAACAAACAUGCUCAAACAUUCAAGAAUGAACGACGAAAGACCAGAACAAGGAGGAAAGGAGG